GGCAGAUGUACAUAGUCCAACGACCCAACUCCGCGCUAGUGCUGACAAGUUGACAACGAAGGAAAGAAAGAAUUCUAAGCCCUGCACUCCGAACUGGCCCACGCCCUGUCACUUCUUACCGGACUACACUGUUCCCGAGGAGGAACUUUGUGAGCCAUGGCACGUGGCAGCCGUGUCUGUCCGUUUUGGUCUGGGUCUUGUCAUCUUGAAAGGCUACCUUGGCUAGGCUAGCAAGUGAGUUGGUUUUUUUGCUGCGGACAGGAUGUGAGUUGAGCCGAACGUUGGUCGAGUGCUAAGCCUAGCCAUCUUCCAAGACCAUGCGGGAUGGCUUUUUGGUCGACGAUGGAUGGGACCUUGAGGUUGGAUGCCAUCCCAAAUUAGACUACGCACACCAAAUCUGAAUUGUUCACGUUCAUCCUAUUUCAAUAGAUGGGAUGCCAGUAUAUAACUAGACAUCAAACCCCGCUCUGAUGAUGGCUUCUUCUCUUGCGUCUCAUCACACAGUGAACGCUUAAUAACAUCAUCUCAUCUUUCCUUGAGUCUUCUCUACUUUGUCUCCUUUCCCACUUUGACUAGCAUUGUUUCGGCAUCGUCAUCUCCAGCAAGCAUUCAAAGCAACAACAACACAUUCAAAAUGUACUUCACAACCAGCUCCGUCGCCCUCACCCUGGCCCUCGCCUCCUCGGCCCUCGCAGCCCCCUACAGCAGCCAGACGACCUCCGCUCCCGCUCCCACUUCCACUCUAUCCCUCACCCAGCAGCUCUUCCUCGCCGACACCGCCGCAGACCGCUUCAAGCUCCUCCCCGACGACAAGCAGUUCGUCUUCGACUUCAACCAACCCCAACAAAACCCCGGCAAAGGAGGCGAACUCGUCGCCGCCAACCGCAAGACCUUCCCCGCCCUAGUCGGCACCGGCGCCGGCAUGGCCGUGGGCCGCGUCGGCCCCUGCGGCAUGAACACCCUCCACGUCCACCCCCGCUCCUCCGAGCUCCAGAUCGUCGUCAAGGGCCGCCUCAUCACCGAAAUGACGCCCGAGAACGGCGUCGUCCUCGCCGCCGACGGAAAGACCCGCCGCGCCAUCCGCACCGAGCUGGGACCCUUCCAGAUGACACCCUUCUACCAGGGCUCUCUGCACACGCAGUUCAACCCGGACUGCGGCGACGCCGUCUUCGUGGCGAGCUUCGCGUCUGAGGAUUUCGGCACCGGACAGGUUGCGGAUAGCACCUUUGCCUUGACGGACGAUGUCAUCGCUGCUACCUUUGGGCAGAGCAUUGCUGGUGCGGAUAUCGAUCGCGUGCGCAAGGCUAUUCCCGCUAGCAUUGCGCUUGGGGUUGACGAGUGCUUGAAGAAGUGCAACAUCCAGAAGCGUGCUUUGUAAGCUGGUAGGAGAAGCACUUGGGGGAUAUUUAAUGGUGUUGGCGAGUGAGCGUUGUUGAUUGCUGUAGAGAGCGUGGCAUCUUGCAUCUGGCAAGCGAGCAUUUGGUUUGGUAUUCGGAUUAUUGCAUGGACUUUGAGCGUUUUGCUUUGGAAUUCUUUCUCAUUCUGUUUGCCC
Colletotrichum scovillei is the source of this 1552-nucleotide messenger RNA. Its product is annotated as cupin. The transcript is spliced from 2 exons. The record is from RefSeq and is a predicted model, not a curated record. Gene Ontology annotation, molecular function: manganese ion binding. Lineage: Eukaryota; Fungi; Ascomycota; Sordariomycetes; Glomerellales; Glomerellaceae. Gene Ontology annotation, cellular component: cell wall. Bases 635 to 1378 code for a protein of 247 amino acids.